CUCGUGCUUUCUCCGGUUAAAUGAUGAUACGCACAUCUUUAGGCGCGCGCCUCCCGGGGACUGGUGCGGUAAACGCCCUAAGAGAUGUCAGAGAGGGGUGUUAUUUUUUUCAGGUCUCUAGAAGAUUCUAUUUAUAAUAGAUAGCUGCAAUAGCUCAGCCAUAUCCGAGCCUUGCUUGUACCCGAGAGCCAUCGGAGUCAUAUGACCCGCCGCUCAUUCCUAAGGUAUCUCCAGUGACGAGCUGAACUCCGCCGCUACAGCCCCGAGCGUGAGUGCGACGGCACUUUCCUCUCGCGCAGCACCGCGCGUAACACGUCGGAGGAUGUACAACGCCACAGAGUGUCUGCAGAAAGACCUUGGAUUUUAAAACGAAAAGCAAACUUGCUCUGGGUUAUUGACGAGGCAACCGAGACCUGACAUCGAGCAACCGUUUAAGACAGCGAUGCCAGAGGAAAAAGUCUUCCACCAGCAGGCUGUUCACAGCCCGUUGGACCAGAAGCAGGGCAGCUCCAUCCUGUGCCAGAACUGUGGGAAGGCCUGCAAGGGGGAGGUGCUGAGGGUGCAGAACAAACACUUCCACAUCAAGUGCUUCGUCUGCAAAGUAUGCGGCUGCGACCUGGCCCAGGGGGGGUUCUUCGUGCGUCAGGGGGAGUACAUCUGCACCCUGGACUACCAGAGGCUGUACGGGACGCGCUGCUUCAGCUGUGACGAGUUCAUCGAGGGGGAGGUGGUGUCGGCCCUGGGGAAAACCUACCACCCACGAUGCUUCGUCUGCGCCGUCUGCAAACAGCCGUUCCCUGCUGGUGACCGGGUGACAUUCAACGGGAAGGAGUGUAUCUGCCAAAAGUGUACACAACCCCUGCCUGCCAACAGCCCUGCUCCCAUACAGGCCGUCCGCAACUGCUGUGGCUGUGGAAAGGAGUUCAAGAACGAGCAGUCCCUGGUGGCCCUGGACAAGCACUGGCACCUGGGCUGCUUCAAGUGCAAGAUCUGCAACAAAGUGCUCAACGCAGAGUACAUCAGCAAGGAUGGGAUCCCCUACUGUGAGAUGGAUUACCAUGCCAUGUACGGGAUCCAGUGUGAGAACUGCAAGAAAUACAUCACUGGCAAGGUUCUGGAGGCAGGAGACAAGCACUACCACCCAGCCUGCGCCCGCUGUGCCAGGUGUGACCAGAUGUUCGGAGAGGGGGAGGAGAUGUACCUACAAGGUUCCUCCAUCUGGCACCCCCCGUGCAGACAGGCGGCUCGAAUGGAGGAGAAAAGCAAGAAACAGGUCCGGAUUCAGGCCAGUGACGCUUCUGAGCAGGUAACCAGAACCUCCUCUGAAAGCAUCACCUCCGUGCCAGCCUCCAGCGCCUCUGGGUCCCCCAGCAGGGUGAUUUAUGCAAAGCUGGGAGACGAGCUUCUGGACUAUAAAGACCUGGCUGCCCUGCCGAAAGUAAAAGCCAUCUACAACAUUGACCGACCGGACAUGCUCACCUACUCCCCUUACAUCAGCUGCACGGCUGACGACAGGCACCAUGGCGAGUCACCCCAGUUGCUUUCCCCUACUCCAACAGAGGGUGACGGAGACAAAUCGCCCCGUCAGAGAAGGCCCUCCAGCCCCAGCUCCAACAGCUCCCUGGGGGGGUAUGGGCGCUACACCCCAUCCCGUUCACCCCAGAACUACAGCAGACCAGAGCUGUAUGUGGGAGGUAGAUACUCCGGGAAUGCUGGGAACUCCUGCUCCCUGCCCCUUUACACGUCCGGUAAAUAUGCCAUCGCGGGGGGCGGGUGGCACGCCGGGCACUCCUCCACCCUCCCCGCGACCUCCUCCGGCGGUAAAUACGCCGCGCAGGCCGGAAACGCCGCCUCCCUACCUCUGAACCCCAGCACUCUGGCCAUGCUGCAGCAGCACAACUACAUCCCCUACUUCAGAGGUAGUGAAAGUGGUCGGAGCACCCCGAGCUUAUCUGCAUACUCAGACAGCAAAUCUCCCUCCUCCACAUACGUGCAAGCUCCCAGGCAUUUCCAUUUGCCAGAAACUCAGCUCAAAGAUAAUAUCUAUAGAAAGCCCCCUAUCUACAAACAGCAUGCAUCCAGGACUUCCUGGCAGGAAGGGGAUGACACGGACAGAAAGAUGAAGACGAGCUGGAUGAUCUUAAAGGACGAGAUAGACGGACGCUCAGGUCCCGAUGACAUCGACCCCAGGACAUCGACCCGCAGUCUGCCCACCGACACGUCCCAGCCCAAUUUCCCCUAUAAUAAGUCUGCUUCCCUGCCGGGGUAUGGCCGAAAUGGAAUAUACAAGGCUGCCGAUCUUGCAGAGGACGAUCCGGACCAGGACUCUAGCUGGGGAAUGAGAGAGUACAAGGUGUACCCCUACGACGUGCUGGCCGUGACACACAGGGUGCGUGUGAAGCUUCCCCGGGACGUGGACCGUACCAGGCUGGAGAGGCACUUGUCCCCCGAAGACUUCCAGCAGAUUUUCGGAAUGACCAUCGAGCAGUUUGACCGGCUAGCUCUGUGGAAAAGAAAUGACCUCAAGAAGAGAGCACGGCUGUUUUAAAGGAGGUGAAGCCAGAUGGCAGCAACACCAACAGCAACAAAAAGGAUGGCGUGCUUAUCAUCUGUCUCAUCAGAUAUAAAAAAAAACAAAAAAAAAACAAGAUAUAUAUGCACCGACGUACUGCUUGACACCUGCAAAGCCAUCUCCGCCUGAACGGGAAGGGAACGCUGUGGGAUCCAACCAUGGCGAAGCGCGUAACAUUCUCACAACGUUGUCGCGACGCCGCCGCAACGUUGUCAGCCUGCGCCUUAGCGGCAGCGGC
Molecule: messenger RNA, 2810 nt
Organism: Megalops cyprinoides (Indo-Pacific tarpon)
Lineage: Eukaryota; Metazoa; Chordata; Actinopteri; Elopiformes; Megalopidae
Gene: ablim2
Product: actin binding LIM protein family, member 2
Exons: 23
Coding region: 443-2548 (701 amino acids)
Biological process (GO): cytoskeleton organization; lamellipodium assembly
Cellular component (GO): actin cytoskeleton
Molecular function (GO): actin filament binding
Source: RefSeq, a predicted model, not a curated record